AUGACAAUAGUUAUUAUGUCAACAAAACGUUCAUAUCGUACAAAACCAAGUACAUUCUUUAUGUUAUUAUCCGCAAUAGCAGGAUGUAUUCAUUUAAUAAAUGCUACAUUAGCACGUAUUCUUACAACAGGUUUCGAUAUUGAUUUAACACGUACAUCAAGUGUAUUAUGUAAAUUACGUCAAUUUGUUUAUAUGAUAGUUCCUGGUUUUGCUAUAACCUGUGACUGGUUAUCAACCAUAAAUCAAUUUUUAGUUACAUCUCGUAGUGUUCGUCUUCGUCGGUUAAGUAAUAUGAAAUUGGCUUAUCGUACAAUUACUAUCGUUAUCAUUUUUUGGAUCGUUCCUGGUAUACCAACACUCAUAUUCGCCAAUAUAAAAUCUGGCACAUGUAUGAUUGAUAAUUUUAUUUUACAAAUUUAUUAUGUUUAUGUUAAUACUUGGUCUUUUUAUACAACAAUUCCAAUUAUUAUUUUAAUCAUAUUUGGUAUACUUGCUUAUCGAAAUAUGCGUUUAUUAGUAAAUGUUCGUCAGUUACGUGGUAUAGAUCGACAAUUAACUUUUAUGGUUUGUGCUCAAGUAUUGUUGAUUGUUAUUGGAAUUGCUCCAUAUGCACUCUUUAAUAUUUAUUCAAUAAGUACUGCUCAAUGGAAUAAAGAUAUUGAACAAAAAAAUAAAGAGAAUUUUGUUAUAAAUAUGAUUGCUCUUAUUGGUACGAUUGAGUUUGGAGCAAGUUUUUAUUUAUUUAUCAUUAUAUCAAGUUCUUUUCGUCAACAAGUUAAACAAUAUCUUUGUUGUUGUUGGCCACAAACAAAUAUUGUACAACCCAUAGAUAUGAAUGUUCUACCAAUAAAUUAA
Molecule: messenger RNA, 855 nt
Organism: Adineta steineri
Lineage: Eukaryota; Metazoa; Rotifera; Eurotatoria; Adinetida; Adinetidae
Source: the annotation of a GenBank genome assembly